AGGAGGAGGGGGAGGAGGAGGAGGAGGAGGGGGAGGGGAGGACCUCGGACCUUCGGAUGCGUAUUUAAUAAUCUGGGAUCAUCCAAGGUGCUUGUUGCUCCUGCUGGAAGAAGUGACAGCGUCGUACUUAACAGUGCGGACAGACGAGGGAGCAAACAGCGAUCAUGGAUGAGACGCAGAGCCCCGCGCUGCUGCCGCACAGAGGCUUCAAGCUGAUCGUCGGGAUCCACGACCCGGACGACGUGGACCAGAUCCGCGACCUGGAGAUCAGAGAGUCCGACGUGUUCGUGGUCACGUACCCCAAAUCAGGGACCAUCUGGAUGCAGCAGAUCCUGCUGCUGCUCGAGGCGAAGGGCGACGUGACGGCCAUCGGCCCCCCCGGCAAAUACAGCAACGCCGGCCUCAUCCCCUGGAUCGAGGUGAGCGGCAAGAGACAGGCGUUCAUCGAGGCCCCGUCGCCCAGACUGAGGGUCACCCACCUGCACCACCAGCUCAUGCCUGCUGCGCUGAGCGAGAGGGGAAAGGUGAUCUACGUGGCGAGGAAUCCCAAAGACGUCCUGGUGUCUUACUUCCACUUCCACAAGGUCGCAAACAUGCUGGAAACGCCGAAGGACUUCGAUGACUUCUUCGAGAAGUUCCUGAGAGGGGACGUGUUUGGCUGCAGCUGGUUUGAUCACGUCAAGACUUGGCACUCGCACAAGGACGACAUGGACAUGCUGUUCAUCACCUACGAGGAGAUGAUUCAAGACCUGCCGUCUGCCGUGGGGAGGAUCUGUGUGUUCCUGGGUAAAGAGCUGACCGAUGAGCAGCUCGCCAACGUGGUGAAACACAGCACCUUCGACAACAUGAAGGCCAUGCCGCCGGCCAACUACGAGAAUGUGUCGGGCGAACUGCUCAACCACCACCAGGGGAGGUUCAUGAGGAAAGGCACCGUCGGCGACUGGAAGAACCACUUCACCGUGGCCCAGAACGAGAGGUUCGACGAGGUCUUCGACAAAGAGAUGAAGGACUUUCCUCUGACUUUGAUCUGGGACAUCAGGGACAUGGCGUGAUCAGCUGUUGUCCUUGUUGUUCUCACGACAACACGAAGAAGACGACGAUCACAGUUGCAGUUCGUGAACUCUCCGCUGCUGUACAGAAAUAGCAUCUGCUUCUCCUAAUUCCUUCAUAUUAGCAUCAUUGUAUAUUUUAACCUCCGGUGCUACGUUUUUAAUUUUACUGCAGUUUUCCUUUCAAUAAAGUCAGCACUUUACUCACCAGAGUGUAGUUGUCCUGGAUAAUAACCCAAAAAUACCCGAUUGGUGUUCCCAUCCCUAAGGAUUAAGCACUUGACUUACCUGAGUGCAGCUGUGUUGACCACCAGAUGGAGCUAUACCUUUACGAUGCAUCAUACAUUUAUAUUAUGCAAUCAUGGUUGGGCUUAUGGGGAGGUGAGUGGGCCGGGUGGGGUUUUUGGGAACAUUGAACCUGGUUAAGGUUUGGGGAACAGACAUUGAACCUGGUAACGGUUUGGGGAACGUGGAACCUGGUUAGGGUUUGGGGAACGUUGAACCUGGUUAGGGUUUGGGGAACAGACAUUGAACCUGGUUAGGGUUUGGGGAACGUUGAACCUGGUUAGGGUUUGGGGAACAGACAUUGAACCUGGUUAGGGUUUGGGGAACAGACAUUGAACCUGGUUAGGGUUUGGGGAACGUUGAACCUGGUUAGGGUUUGGGGAACAGACAUUGAACCUGGUUAGGGUUUGGGGAACGUUGAACCUGAUUAGGGUUUGGGGAACACUGAACCUGGUUAGGGUUUGGGGAACAGACAUUGAACCUGGUUAGGGUUUGGGGAACAUUGAACCUGGUUAGGGUUUGGGGAACAUUGAACCUGGUUAGGGUUUGGGGAACAGACAUUGAACCUGGUUAGGGUUUGGGGAACAUUGAACCUGGUUAGGGUUUGGGGAACAGACAUUGAACCUGAUUAGGGUUUGGGGAACGUCGAACCUGGUUAGGAUUUGGGGAACAGAACGUUGAACCUGGUUAGGGUUUGGGGAACAGACAUUGAACCUGGUUAGGGUUUGGGGAACAGAACGUUGAACCUGGUUAGGGUUUGGGGAACAGAACGUUGAACCUGGUUAGGGUUUGGGGAACAGAACGUUGAACCUGGUUAGGGUUUGGGGAACAGAACGUUGAACCUGGUUAGGGUUUGGGGAACACUGAAUCUGCCUCCAUUGGGCACACUUGACCUUCCAGGUCAGCGUAGCGCAGCUUCUUACGAUUGAAGGCUUCUUCCACCGCCGCCGCCGCCGCCUCCUCCUCCCAAGGGACGCUCGGCUCUACGAGGAGAGCACGCCAAUAGGAAAUGGGGUGAGGUCGAAUUGUCCUUCCUAUCUAUUAUUCCUAUCUACUGUUCCUUGACCUCAGUGGAAAACGUCAUGAGGUCAAGGAAAGGUGUAAAGGAGGACUGAUAGGACUUGGGAAAAGCCGACAGCGCUGCUCAGAGAAUCCGACUCGACUUUCACUAAACCACAUCAUGCGACGGUGGAUGUUACUGAUGCGUCUGUCGUGGUGAAACUACACAUUUCUGAAGAUGAACAAAAAAAACCUCAGCAGCUCCAUCAGCAUGUUUCAGUGUUUUAACACUGUGUGACAUCAGAUGUAAAUGAUUCAUAUGUAACAGUAACUUCGAGACGGAGAUGUAAGACGGCGAUUCAUUCGAAAUGAAUAUACAUGCAUGGCACGUCACGUUAAAUAUCGCUGCCGCAAUGAAUUGUGGGAUGUCUAUAUCUCCUUACUCUCACAUAGGAAGCUCCAGUGUACCCUAUGCUAAAGGAGAUAGGAAAGGAAGCAUUGAAGCUCCUUUCCUAUGCAUUUAGAGAAUCCAAACAGCUUUUAUCAUGUUGCUGCUGAUCAAAUACUUCCGGGUCACCUCAAGAUUUAGGAAACUUCCUAAGUCAGUUUUCGACCUCACCCCUGGGCCAGUGAGGAGCAGGUCUGGAAUAUGAGUCUUGCCCUGGUCCAAGUCGGAACGCAUUUCCCAGUCCCAUGGUUGAAAUGUUUGUUUAUAAUCAAGGGAAAUUUUGAACAGUGAGUGGAUGAUUUUUUCUAAUAAAAGACAUCAAUUGCUUCUGAGCUGGCACUGAAAGUUGUGAUGAAUUAAGUUGGUGUGAUUAUCUCUUUCUCUAGUGGAUACAUGCAAAGUCUUUUUCCAUAAACCUUCACUCCUCCUUUCACAAACACAUUGGAUCAGCGUUUAUGUUUGCUGACAUCAAUGGUUUAAUAUAUUAAUAAUGUAUUCAUAAACAACACAGAAAACUUACAUUUAAACAAUAAUGUUAAUUUUCAUUAUUAAAGUUCAACACAUUUGGUUGGAUUUUUUAGUUUUCCUUUUAUUUAACAUCUUUGGAAUCAUUGUCAAUUGUUUUACUCCCUAAUAUCGGUAUCGGCAUCGACCCGUAAAAAUAUCUGCUGCUCUUUGUUAUUCAUUUUUAAAGAUUGAAAUCGUUGACUCUGGACUUCACAGCUGUGACCCCGACCAUAACUCUGCCAUCGAUAUUUCUUACUUUGUAACUCCCUUUGUACAUAUUUGUUCACAUGGUAUACUCAUGAUUAUGGAUCAAUAUUUUAUAUUUGAUAUUUUCACAUUAAACAUGUUCACCUGAUAAUGUUCAUGGGAUCGAUCUUACAAUGUGAAUGUGCAUAACGAUGACUAUGCAUAUGGAAUGAUCACGUUACCAGAUUUAUAAUAUAUAUUUUUUAAAUGUUAUACCGUGUCUCACUCAGUACUUAUGACUCUGUGUGAUAACAAUAAACAAUGAUGAACUGGGAA
Messenger RNA from Scophthalmus maximus (turbot), 3810 nucleotides. RefSeq names its product amine sulfotransferase. Gene Ontology annotation, cellular component: cytoplasm. The coding region runs from base 165 to 1052 and encodes 295 amino acids. The transcript has 7 exons. Gene Ontology annotation, biological process: sulfation. The record is from RefSeq and is a predicted model, not a curated record. Gene Ontology annotation, molecular function: sulfotransferase activity. Lineage: Eukaryota; Metazoa; Chordata; Actinopteri; Pleuronectiformes; Scophthalmidae.